AUGCCGGAAGAAAUCAAGGGCGUCCGCUCCAAUUCCGAGCACAAUGCCGACACAUCCGCCCCUCUCCAACAAUCCCCCACCCACGAUCGCAGAAUAACUUUCGAACACGGACGAAGCCCUACCGAACGCGAUGAGAGCGCCGCCUAUUACGACUCGCGGGCAGCGACACAGUCUGAAUUCCAGCGGCGCGCCAGCACGCUGCAGAAAUACUACUGCGAGCACCCCCAGCUCCUCCCGCAGCUCCCCUUCACCUUCCACCACGGCUUCAAGCGAUGGAAACUCGGCGGCUACAUCGCCCUGAUGGUCUUUGACGCCUGCGUCGUCCCGAUCCUGCUGUACUACGCCAUGACAUUUGGCGGCAACGUGGAAGGAUUCAUCACCUUUUCCGUGGUCACGGCGAUUUGGGGCGGGCCCACCUAUGUCGAAUUUGCAAUCAGGAGUCUCCGCUUGAUCAAACAGCAGAGGUUCUACAAGCCCCUGGGGGUUGACAAGCGUUGGGCGUUUGAUAUCACGAAUUGGAUCAUGGUGCUUACAAUCGCUGUGGUGACAACAUUGCUUAUUAUAGGUGCAGUGCCGCACGAUGUGUUUCUGCGCGUGCUUAGUAUGCCCGGCCCUGCUAUCCUUUUCUGUAUAGCUGGACCAGUGUUUUUGAUGAGCCUAUAUAAUCAUCUUGGGUGGAGGGCGCCAUUCCGCAUCAGCUCCACGCCGAAGGGGGAGCUGGUGCAUCCGGGUAUCUUUUACAUCGUGGAGGAUAUCGUAGCUGUGAAUUCUGGGGGCGGCAGGCCGUUUCGAGAGGGAAUGGAUGCGCGCUAUAGAGCGAGUCCGAUUUUCAGGAAGUUAAUUCGGGAUUUGAGCUGGUUUUGGAGUAUCCCAGGAUUGAUCAUGGCGAGUGCGUCGACGGUGGUUGUGGUUAUCAAUCAGGUGCCGGAGGAGGUUUCGUAUGGAAUUGGCUGGGGUGUGCCAUUCCUCUGGGCUAUAAUCUGGGCAGUGAUCACAGUCCCAUGGGUGCGCAAAGUUAUGGCAAGGGAACGCUCAAGCUGGGAAACUGAGACCAAGAUGAUGACGAGCACGAUGUCGAAACCGCCUUCGCUACACGAUAUGGAGGACUCAGAGCAGAAGCCACGGACUUCGAUUCCUGCCAAGGAAGGCACGGAGACGACGCUGGUGUAG
Molecule: messenger RNA, 1170 nt
Organism: Drepanopeziza brunnea f. sp. 'multigermtubi' MB_m1
Lineage: Eukaryota; Fungi; Ascomycota; Leotiomycetes; Helotiales; Drepanopezizaceae
Source: RefSeq, a predicted model, not a curated record